Ilex paraguariensis (yerba mate) is the source of this 492-nucleotide messenger RNA. The record is from the annotation of a GenBank genome assembly. NCBI's taxonomy places the organism in Eukaryota, Viridiplantae, Streptophyta, Magnoliopsida, Aquifoliales, Aquifoliaceae.
AUGGCAGAAGAGGUGAAUGCCCACGUGGCAGAAAAGGAAGAUGUGAAUGAUGAUGUCACAGAAAAGGAAGAGGUGACAGAUGAUGUCAUAGAAAACGAGGGGUUGAAUAAUGACGUUGCAAAAAAGGAAGAGAUGAAUGACGACAUUUUACUUUAUCCCAAUUGGUUCAGAUCUAUAGAGGAUAAGGAUGGUUCUUCGUUUGAAUGUUACAAGAAUUCACAGACUGGGCAGACUUUUUACUCUCAGGAAGAUUUGACACGUUAUUUGACUUAUGUGACAGAAGUACGUCCUGUCCUUGGAGAUAAAGGUUUCUGCCCAGACGGCCUUCCCAAGGAGCACAAUGGAAAGAAAGGCAAAGCUGUUAGACGCAGAUCAGCUGCCAUAGCUGGAGUGAAACAGAAGAAGAGCUUGAGUGGCAAAGUGACGAAGAGCUUGAGUGGCAAAGUGAAGAAGAGCUUUAGUGGCAAAGUGAAGAAGCUACAGUUAGGUUAG